AUGUACCAACUCUCAACGUUGGACAAGCUCAUGCCACCGGUGUAUGUGCCUGUGGUGUGGAGCUAUGCUGCGGACGAGGCAGCGGCCGAGCCGAGAUGGAGCGAGGAGACGGUGCCGGCUCUGCGCGACUCGUUCGAGGCCACGGUCCGAGAGUUCUUCCCGAUCUUCAACCAUCCUGUGCGACACGACGAGAAGAGCGGAAUGAUACUCGCGACCAAUGACGAUGCGCUGCCGGCUCUGUUCCAGGUCGGCGAGCGAGUGACUGAAGCAGCGGUGCCGGAGGCUGGCACGCCCGCGGGCGAGUGGCGGCCGCCGCGAUCAAGCUACGCACCGCACGAUCCCGAGAAUGAUGCCAUCGGCGCAGAGCAUGGCGAGCGGAGUCUGCUUGUCCGAGUCACGCCAGUGAGCAACGGGGUUUGCGUCCUGGCUUCGUUCCAUCACUCAGUGGUUGACGCCGGCUCGAUGGUGGCGUUCAUGAUGGCAUGGUCGGCAGUGGCGGAGGAAGGGCUCGAGGCCGCGCGCGAUAAGAUCGAGGUUGUGAUGGAGCCGAGCCUGCUCCAGGGCGAGGCUGAUGCUGCGCCAAGCAGCACGCCGCGGACAUGCCGCAAUCUCAUUCCGAUGCCAUACAUGACAACCCGCGAUCUGGAUGCAUGGGCAAGCACUCUUCCCGAGCCGGCGCUGCUGCGCAAGCGGUUCACCCGCGCCGCCCUCGAGGCGACGCGCGAGGCAGGGCGGACUGCUGGUUUUGUGCCGACCUCGCACGAGAUGGUGUGCGCCGAAGUGAUGCGGGAGGCGGCCAAGUACCAGGCUCAAGACAUGCCGUUCUCGCUACAGUUCCCAGCUAAUCUCCGAGGACGCUACCGCAAUCUGCCGGACGCGUACUUUGGCUCUGCUGUCGUGCUCUGUGUCACCGAGCCGAUGCCGGCCGGAAGCGUGGCCAAGGCUGAUGUUGCGGUGCUUGCGCCGAUGAUCCGUGCUGCCAAGGAGCGAUGGACAAGCAGCGCCGAGGUCGAUGCUGUGCUCGGAUGGGAGGUGGCGCGAGACGUCCGCCCGCGGCACUUUCCCGAGUCUGAUGGCGCUCACAUGGUUCUGACCAACUGGACAAGCUUCCCGUUUUUUGCUGUUACCCUCACCCUCGGCACGCCCGUCCACGUUGCGCCCGCGUACACGAUGUGGGUCCCCAAUCUCGGCCACAUCCUCGCCACCGCGCCGUCGACCGAUCGCGCCGCAGACGUCAUAUUUUGCCUUCCAGAGCCGGUACAGGCCAACUCCGAGACGGCGCCGUAGCGUGUAGACACACAGCAGCCUCUCACUGUGGCUUUUAUGCUCCGUCGCGGUUGGUGGAAAGCGCCA
Molecule: messenger RNA, 1353 nt
Organism: Thecamonas trahens ATCC 50062
Lineage: Eukaryota; Apusomonadida; Apusomonadidae
Exons: 1
Coding region: 1-1287 (428 amino acids)
Molecular function (GO): acyltransferase activity, transferring groups other than amino-acyl groups
Source: RefSeq, a predicted model, not a curated record